UAACUCUAACUCCGGUCCAACGCGCGCACCCGUCAGCGGAGGAAAGGAGAGGACAGAAGAGCGGCAGAAAGACAAAUAACACACAGACCCAAUUAACCCUUUAUUCUGACUAAACCCGCUCACUAAACACACCGCCAGCAUGUCAGAGGAAAAGCCAAAGGAGGGAGUCAAGACUGAGAACGAUCACAUCAACCUCAAGGUUGCAGGGCAAGAUGGGUCGGUGGUCCAGUUCAAAAUCAAAAGACACACACCGCUCAGCAAACUAAUGAAGGCGUACUGUGACCGACAGGGUCUCGCAAUAAGGCAGAUCAGGUUCAGGUUUGAUGGCCAGCCCAUCAAUGAGACGGAUACACCUGCACAGCUGGAGAUGGAAGAUGAAGACACCAUAGAUGUUUUCCAGCAGCAGACAGGCGGGCACUGCUAAGCCCCACCUGAUUGACGGCCACCCUCAGACCACACCCUCAGCCACCUUCACUGUCCCUCCCCUCCCCAUCGCUCCUCUCAGCCUAUUAUUAUUAUUAUUAUCAUUAUUAUUAUUAUUAUUAUUAUUUCUUCAGUUUAAAGAUGUCUGUCAUGGUUUUUCGUCAGGUGUGUGGGGGGAGGGGGCUCCUCAGCUGUUUAUGUACUGUCUCAGCCAGGACUGAACUUUUGUGCGUGUCAACAGUCUCUCCGCUGGCCAAUCAGGACAACAUUUCCUUCUGGCACCGCAGGCUGUGAUUGGACCAACAGCACGUCACAGCUGUUCCUGGUUUGUCAGUGCUUCUCAUUCACUCUCCAGUGAAAGCUUAGUAUCCAGUAGUUUCAUCCAUCGGGGUCGAAUGUGUGGCUCUGCAAGUUUUUGUCCGGGGUCACAGUCAGUGGGCAUGAAGUUUUUUGUUUUUUUUUGAAGUGGAAGCACUAUCUGAACUUAAUACACACACCCGCCUUCCAUUUCACUUCGCUUUCGUGUGCUUUUUGUCUGAACGGUGACUCCUGCUCUUCUGUCAAAAAGGUAUUUUAAUUCUCUCAGCAUUUUAGGUGCUUUUGCUAAAGAGUUCUGCAAUGUUUUUGUAUUUUUUUUGAUUUUUUUCUUUUAAGAAUUAACACCCAGGGGGCUUGUUGAUUUUUUUCUUGUACAGAAGUAUCAGAGUGGAUGUUAGAUAAGUUGGGUUGCUUGGACCAAUGCUCCAAAGACCGAACUUCUGUUUCAUAUUUGAUGUACUUGGAUCACUCUAAAAGCAAACUGCAAGGUCAAAACUGUCACAUUUUAAGGGAGUUUGUAUUUCAUUAAUGUUAUUUGCUUCCUCUUCUACUAAUUGAGAAAGGUUCUCUGUGGGUAUCCGUGGUACAGACGUUUAUUCGCUCAUCCAGACAAAUGCCUGUUUAGGGGAGGGAAAUUUAAUUUAUCCUUUGUUGGAAUCGUUUGGGGUCUGGCUUUAUAAGAAAAGUCUCUCGAUGUGAAAUACAUAACAUUUUGUUUUCUUUCCCUAUUUUCUGAUGAAGCAGGCCAGUGGCCAGUCCCUAUGCGAUUCUUACAAGUGGCUCUGCUUGUGGGUUUUACAUUUGAAAGCGGGUGGGAAUAACUGGAGGGUCGUUCUUCAACGCUGUUUCAGCUGUCUCAUCUCUGUAUUGUCCUUGCGAAUGUAGGCUGAUGGGACAACUGAUUCUAGAUGUGUUUUUGAAGACGAGCAGCUUCCAGUUUUUAGCAAGGAUAUCAAACAAAAGCCGGUAUGUUUUUAACACGUUUUGAAGACACCUUUCACUGCUACAUCUGCUGUCUAGCUGUUUCCUUUUUGUAUAAAAGGCAGGCCAGUUGUUAAAAAGCCCGAUUGCAGUGUUGCAAACAGUGAAGAUAUCCCAAGUGGUGACGAGUGUCUCCAAAAUUGUACAGUUCAGAGAAUGAUGCAUGCAGUCAGUUGCAUAUCGGGAGGGCAGGGAGGCCAACCAAUGGAGUUUGGGAGAUAAGUGUUCUGUACCCACAGGGCCCCGUUCUUCGUACGCAGAUAACCGAGUUGGCUUGAUUUGUUUGUCGAUGGCCUGACAUGAGCUUGGAUUUUUCAGCUCAGUCUGGUUUGAAAUGUGUCCGUCGUUGAAGCAAGUAGUCCUGACGCACAAAACCUGCAAAAGUGUAAUUUUUUUCAGAGAGAGUUGGACCAUGAAACCCCUUUUUUAAGUUUACCAAUUUUAGUUUAUCUUCAGAUGAGGCUGAAUCUUAAGAGGCACUAAUUGAUCAGUAUUGUCAUAACUGAACAAGGUUUUAGUUCAGUAGUCAUACAUACUACAACGUACAACAAAAUAAAACCAAAACAUUUAAAAAAAAAAAAAAUUCAACUUGUUUGGCGCAGUAUUUCUAAAUGAAUAUUUUACAGAAAUGUUUGAAAAAGCAUCACUGUACUGCCACCUGCUGAAAUAUUCACCACUGUCCCCAAUAAAUACAGAACUACAUUUUAUUUAAAGGGACUACCCAACUCUCAUCUUUCCCACAGUCAUUAACAACAAGCAUUUGACAAAAUUGUGUGGUACAGAGACGUGCUAAAUCUUCGUGUGAUUACUUCUUGAGGACAUGCCUCCGCACAAGCCAAUCACAAGUAGCGAUCUCGGUUUUAGCUUUCCUGUCUCACAAAAUAAGAGCACAGUUAUAAACGCCACCUUCCACUUUCGUUUAAAGUACUGAGGUAGCUGGAUAUAGAUCUUUUUGAGCUAAGCCAUGUAAUGUACGAAGAACGGGGCCCACGUCUUGUCAUGUUAUUUGUUUCUCUACUGAUUUGUACAUUAUUUGUGGUCUUUUACUACUGUAUACAAUAAAUAUAGUUUGGUACUCAGA
Messenger RNA from Sebastes umbrosus (honeycomb rockfish), 2803 nucleotides. RefSeq names its product small ubiquitin like modifier 3a (gene sumo3a). Gene Ontology annotation, biological process: protein sumoylation. NCBI's taxonomy places the organism in Eukaryota, Metazoa, Chordata, Actinopteri, Perciformes, Sebastidae. Gene Ontology annotation, molecular function: protein tag activity; ubiquitin-like protein ligase binding. The coding region runs from base 140 to 424 and encodes 94 amino acids. The transcript has 4 exons. The record is from RefSeq and is a predicted model, not a curated record. Gene Ontology annotation, cellular component: nucleus.